This is a messenger RNA of Solanum dulcamara, 1756 nucleotides long. RefSeq lists its product as uncharacterized. Lineage: Eukaryota; Viridiplantae; Streptophyta; Magnoliopsida; Solanales; Solanaceae. The transcript has 7 exons. The record is from RefSeq and is a predicted model, not a curated record. Bases 272 to 1552 code for a protein of 426 amino acids.
GAGAAGACGGGUAGGUUUAUUACUCAAUUCUUCUGCCCCAUAUAUUAACUCCUUUCAUCAUUGUAAAAAACAAUGUUUAACUCCUUUCAGAUGUUGCUUCUCUGACCUCAAUCAUCAUCAUGAAACUCAACCAACUCUCUUCCUAUGCAUUUACUGCAUGUGUUUAAAGGAUAUAUGUUUCAGUAGAGGUCAUUGUAGUUUCAUUUUUUCUAGUAAUGGUGGUGUAGUUUCUUUUUCUCUAUCUUUCCUCAAAGUUGUUUCCCUUUGAAAUAUGGUUAGAAUUAGGAAGAGAGAUCAAAAUUCUCUAGUGCUACUACUACUCUUGGUUUUUUCUUUCUUCUUUGUCAUGUGUCAAGCACGUAAUUUGAACUACACAAAGUAUAAGCAAGUCAGCAAUAUGAGACUUGAAAGGAUUCAAAGGCAUUUGGACAAAAUCAACAAGCCACCUGUCUUCACCAUUCAGAGCCCAGAUGGAGAUAUCAUAGAUUGUGUUCAUAAAAGAAAACAACCAGCUUUGGAUCAUCCUCUGCUCAAGAAUCACAAGAUUCAGAAGGUUCCACCAGAGUUUCCAAAACUGAAAACGUCGGACGCGGUCAAUAGCAAAAGUGCAGUCGUAGAUUGGCAAGUGUGGCAUCAAAAUGGGACACGAUGCCCUACAGGCACUGUUCCGAUACGGCGGAGUGAGGUUCAUGAUGUGCUUAGAGCAAAGUCUUUGUAUGAUUUCGGAAAGAAAAAACGACAUGGAUUGCCUCUUGCUCGCCAUGUUGAUGCUCCUGAUGUUGUUAGUGGCAAUGGUCAUGAGCACGCAAUAGCCUACACGGGAGGGUCGGAAGACAUAUAUGGUGCAAAAGCAACAAUAAACGUGUGGGACCCAUCCAUCGAAGUGGUGAACGAGUUUAGUCUCUCUCAGAUUUGGGUUCUCUCUGGAUCUUUUGACGGAUCCGAUCUUAACAGCAUCGAAGCUGGCUGGCAGGUUAGUCCGGAGUUGUAUGGUGACAGCAGACCUAGAUUAUUUACAUAUUGGACGAGUGAUUCGUAUCAAGCAACAGGAUGCUACAACCUAUUAUGUUCAGGAUUUGUCCAAACAAAUAGCAGAAUAGCCAUUGGUGCUGCUAUUUCUCCUGUUUCUUCCAUCGAGGGAAAUCAAUAUGAUGUCACUAUACUCAUUUGGAAGGAUCCAAAGGUAGGGAAUUGGUGGAUGGUGUUUGGUGAUAACACGCUAGUAGGUUAUUGGCCAGCUGAGUUAUUUACACAUUUAGCGGAUCGUGCGACAAUGGUGGAGUGGGGAGGAGAGAUAGUAAAUUCACGGGCAAACGGAGAACAUACGUCUACUCAAAUGGGCUCAGGCCAUUUUGCUGAUGAUGGUUUUAGGAAAGCAAGUUAUUUCAGAAAUCUUGAAAUUGUGGAUUCUGACAACAGUCUCACCUCAGCCCAAGAUAUAUCAAUCUUAGCUGAGAACACUAAUUGCUAUGACAUCAAAAAUGCCUAUAGCAAUGAAUGGGGUACACAUUUCUAUUACGGUGGACCUGGCAGAAAUCCACAAUGCAACUAAUAUGAGGCAAAGUCUCUACCUUUUAUUAUUUUAUUUACAUCUUUUAAUGCUAUUUCCAACUCUGUUUAUGCUAAUUAAUUCCACAUUAUUUGUUUUUUCUUCUUCUUCUGUCUAUGUUUUGAGAGGCUAAAAAAGUAGUAUGUAUUCAUUUAAUAAGACAAAUAGCAGUAAACAGGCAAGGAAAUAGCAAAUAUUCACUUCGAA